CUGGAUCGUCAUCGUGGAGAGCCGGAGAGUAUAGGGACAAACUAUAACGUAGUGGGGCUGCUAUACAGUUGCAGAGGUGAAUUAGCGUAGUCAGGAGGUGAGGAAUGAAACGGGAGUAUUGCGACGACGGGAAUGCUACGAAAGGACAACGGGAAAUCGGUUUCGAUCCUUGACGGUGAGCUCACGGAAAUACCGACACACUCCUAUUCCUACUCCUCGAUACACAAUUGCGACAACGCCGAAAUCGAAACGCAGUGGAUUGAACAGGAAGUCGAAUGGAUAACGUGACGACGGGACAGCCGAGUAUAAGACGCGUAACCGAACCAAAGAUAUAUCACUUGGAAGCUAGCGAUACAAUAUAAGGAAGGUCUCAGGCCUAUCGGGUGUCCUUUCAGCCACAGACAAUGAAUGCAGUAAGUUCGGAGUCGAUUCUAACCGUGACUUUACAGAGGAUUAUUAUUUGCUGAUAUUUAUUAAUUACAGUAUCACUCUAUAAACUAAAAUCUAAAUACAAUCUUUUAAUCACUUAAAAUUCAAGUAAAAUUAAUCGACAAAUGAGAUAAUCGAGCAUAAACGAUACAAAUUAUCGAUGGCAAUUUUUUCUUGCUUUUGCAUAACUUGGUAUUUUUUCAUGAAAUUCACACAUUGUAUAAAUAAGUGAUUAUUCUUAAUAUCAAAUGAAGAUGAUACCAAACGUAAAAUUAUUCGAAACAAUUAAGAAAUAUAAUUGCCUGAAAAUACAAACUAUUAAAAAUAUUUGUACGUGUUCAAUGUACUUUUUCUUGAACUUUCUUAUAAAUUGUACGAGUCUUAUCGAGACUAACGCGGUGAACACAAACAAAGAAGAAGAAAAAGAAGAGGAAGAAACCAAAGAAGAAAAGGACGAAACAAAUAUGCUUGCGAACGAUGGAGCGGUAGGGUGUCGAUACAGUUGCAAAGGUGAAUUAGUUGCUUGGGAGGUUGCACCGCGAGUAACGAUAGAGAAGAGAUAGUGACUGUGUUCAAUACUCUUCGUCCCAUCUCUCUCCUCCCCCCCUCUCUCUCUCUUUUUCUCUCCUUCUUUCUCAGCCGUUCUCUCCCUCUCGCUCCUGCGAGAGCACAUCGGCUAGCUGGGAGGAUUCCGGUGUGUCGGUGACCAUCGGGUGGGAGUGGUGCACCAAUACACCAUCCACCACCUCUCUUCGGAGUCCAGAUCGGGACGCACGGGGAGUGGGAAGGACAGUCAGAAGAGCGCCGGAGGAACCUAGGAGGAAACGUUGGCUAGAGGGAGAGACGUCCUUCGCCGGCCGAAGUAGGAAAAGGAACACAAUGAGCGCCGCGAAGAGAAGGGGAGGGAGGGGGGCAGGAAAGGAGGGAGGAGAAGGGUGAUAGAAGAGAAGGGGGGAGGGCAGGUCGCGUGCCGGCGUGGUGCUACUCCGGAGCUAAAAGAGAGGAGAGCACUUACCUUACCGACGUCUCUCACGGUUAACACGCGCAGGGGAGCUCCUUCGCGCGUAUAUUCCUCCGCGUGCGUUUUCACACACACACAAACACACACACAUACACACACACACAUACACACGCGCGCGCACGAGUGCACACGCAUACACAUACACACACGAUCGGAGCGGUAUACGAUAUACGUACGUACGGCGGCGGUUCCCCUCCCCUGUGUGUGCGGACGUCUCCUCCGGUGUGUAGCUCACCUACCUACCUACCUACCUACCUACUUACUAACCUACCCGCACCGCGGCCUACGGAUUCAGUCUCCCCGCCCAACUCGACGGUACCCACGACGGAACGUGUAGUACCUCCGUGUUCGUGAACGUCCCCGAUUGUGUGUGCGCGCGGAACGUUCGUACGCGGCAUCGCCCGCUUCACACACCGGCACACUCGGCUUACUCACCACCGUACGGACCACUCCGCUCUCGUCGCGUCUCUCACGAAUCUCCUCCAAGAGCGCUCGCGCUGUUCCUCGCCGAUAUUCCGCCUCGUCCGCGCGGCACGGAGUGCGAAAGAAAGAGCGAGAAGGAGAGAAGGGGAGGGGAGGGAGAUAUCACACGCCUCGAGAGAGGACCUGGACAACGGAGCACCAAACGAUCGUCGGACGGUGGUGAGCAACGUGGUUGGCUCCUUCCGUCGCUCCUCCCGCGAGAGAAACCAACAGUCAGGACUCGACUGUCCUGCCGACACGACACACGCGUGUGUUACGAUCUACGCAUUUCGGACUCGUACCCAAGACCGGCGGGCAGUGCGAUCCCACGGGGAUCGGUCAUCCGGAUCAUCGAACGAUCGCCAUCGAAGGAAUCGUUAAUAAGGCCGAUCGUCGCUCUUCGGCAAAACGAACUCUAGUCAGGAAGCGUAAGAAGGGAAAAAAGAAAGAAGAAGAGAACUGUCAUCCGGAGAAAACGAGAGGCCGUCUGUUGCGGUGUGUGGUACACUUGAAAAAGGGACGAGUACCGCGGUAUCGUCGGAGCGGGAACCGAUCGGGACCGUUAUCCGAGCACGUGGUCGCGUGGUGCACCACGAGGUGCAAGAAAUCGAGAAAGGCUUCCGGUGGAUCUUGGGUGUAUUAUCGUUGGGGAACGAUCAUCUGGUUAUAGGUCGACGGAAUGUUCGUGCGGACGUUCCGGUAUCUCGUAUCCACGUCGUAAGGGCCGACACCUCGUCGACCCGUGAAAGGGCCUUCCCCCCGCCCCCCGCGAAAGAGGGAGAGUGAUUACGAGUGUGAGGAUAGUGUGUUGUUGUAAAACAAGUGAUUCCUCUCUGCGUCACCACCGCUCCUUCCCUUCUGUCUUUUCUUUCUUCUUGGUGGUCGUCUGACUUUCUUCUUUCCUUUCUCGCUUCCUUUACCGUUGUACCUUUGUCUCUCUUUCUCUCUAUUCUGUUCGGAUUGCCUCAUGAGCGGAGCUAAGGAAAAGUGUCGCAAAGUCAACGGAAGUGCGGGAACCGCUGUCACCCUCGGCUCCAAGGUCGUGGCAUGACGUAUAAGAUUGCCCCAAGAGGAGAGCAGGAGCAAGGCUGAGUGAUAGAGGCAGUGUGAUGAGCGGAUACCUCGGUAGCAUCACCCUGCCCCCGACGUUGCUGCACGACCCGAAGUAUCCUCCAGCCAUGCGGGAGAAGGAUUCGAGUCCGAGAAAAAUGCCGGGCCACAUAAGCCCGAAGCAAGCCAGCAUUUACCCCCUGAGCGUCCGCGUGCCGGACGUUGAGGAGCUGCCGUAUGAUCUCAGCCACGGUCACGGCCGCGGCCUGUCGAGCCCGACGAAUCAGCAACAGCAACAGCCGCACAUGAGCCCCGCGGCCAGACCGCCCCAGUCGCAUCACCAGGACGAGCUCGACUGCGAGCCGCUCGAUCUCCGCGUCGAUCACAAGAAGGAGCGGCUCAGAGAUGAGAACCAGAACGAGAUCGAGGUGUUGAAUCAAAACAGCCUGGGCGGCAGCCUACCUUACCACACGGUGCUCUUCCCUCAGCAUCACGCGAUGCAUCCGCUGGUUCUAGAAGCGAUGUACAGGUCACAUCAUCACAGCUCGCCGGUGCCUGAUCUGCCAAAGAUCCAAGUCAGAGCGCUUCCCACGAUGGUACCGCUGCCACCUAAUAGAUUCUCCUCGACCUCGUCCACGACGUCCUCUUCGUCCUCGUCGCAGCCGACCGUGAGAGCCGUCAGUCCGGCCGUUGGUCAACAGUCCCAGCAGAAUCAUCCCUCGCAACAACAGCAACAGCAACAGCAGCAGCAGCAGCAGCAGCAACAGCCGCAACAACAGAGCACGAGUUUGCCGCCCUACUCGAUCAGCGUGCAAGCCGGUCUCAAGCCCAAGGACAGAUACUCCUGCAAAUUCUGCGGCAAGGUGUUCCCCAGAUCGGCGAACCUGACGAGACACCUGAGGACGCACACCGGCGAGCAGCCGUACAAGUGCAAAUACUGCGAGAGGAGUUUCAGCAUCUCCAGCAAUCUCCAGCGUCACGUCAGGAACAUCCAUAACAAGGAGAAGCCGUUCAAGUGUCCGCUCUGCGAGAGAUGCUUCGGCCAGCAAACCAAUCUGGAUCGCCAUCUCAAGAAGCACGACGCGGACGGGCCGACGAUACUGGAUGAGGUCAGAUCGAGGUAUCACGGGCAACUUCCGCGGGCCGACGAUUCCUACUUCGAGGAGAUCCGCAGCUUCAUGGGAAAGAUCACCUCGCAACGGCAGAGCAUACCGUACUUCCCCGGUCUGCUGGGUCACGCAACCGACGACUUCCGAAACGACAAGCAGCAACUGCAGUUGGAGGAAAAGCGCGGCGACUCGUCGUACUUCAGCGACCGAGAUAACCUCAGUUCGAGGUCGAGCAGUACGGCCAGUAGGCCGGAGAGCGUCCAGGAGGAACAAAGGGACGCGAACUCGCCGCCACUCUCUCCCGGCAACAACACUUGAGUCCUGGAGCGCGACCAUCAGCAUGGUAAUCUAAUUAAGAAAGGUUUUUCAUCGAUUCGUCGGAGCACGGUGGAAUCCGGGAGCAAGAGAGAAUCUAGUAGCGAACCGGAAUUUACUAAGAGUGAGAAGAACUUGAAAAAAUUAAACUUCUAACAAGAUUCCACAGUGAUGUCCCUACGAAGAACCGUUUUAUUUACGGUGAUCCUAAAUUAAUUCGAAACUACAUCACCCUCUAAAUUGGAAUCACUAAAAUUUUACUGAUUUCAGUGCUACACUUAUAUAAAUACUUAUAAAUUGUAUUUUAUAAAUAUAUAUAUACUCAUAAACAUAUAAUAUAUAUUUAUAAAUAUAACCAUCAGUGAUAUAAGCACUGCCAUACUCACUGACGACCACAGUUAUAAGUACAACGCUAUAAAUCAAUGAAUACAUUGAUUCCGAUUUGGAGAGUAGAUAAUAAGAGAUAAAUCAUUCCUCGUAGAGAAAUUCCUGCAAACCGUAACGUAAAUCGACGGAAUCUUUAGCGAAAAAAGUGAUCUAUAUUCAUAAAGGUAGAGUCUAAAUCGGCAAUAAAUCUCUUGCUCAAGUUGGUGAGCAAUAGUUUUUUAUUCUAGGUUUUUAAUAAUUAUGGACUUUGUAAGAAAUUCGCAGAAGGUUACGAUUCGUUAACACAUAAAUUCAAUCCCGCUAUGAGACGAAAAACUGAAAAUUGAAACGUGGUGCCUUGAAGAAACAUGUGCCUAACUUCUAGGACGUAUCGUCCUUUGAUCCUGAAGAAUACGAUCCAACCGGAUUGAUAGAGCCUUAAUUAUAAAGUUAGAUAAACAAUUAACGUAUAUUAAAUAUCGUACAAUAUUAGAAUCUUAGACUUAAACGCGUGCUUGAGUGAGUCGGAAAGUCAUAGAGAAAUAGACGGAGAGUCGAUCGUAAUCUACAGACCGAUUUGUAAAAAUAGAAACGACGAAGAAAAUAUUUAAUAGACUUUCACUUUGUAAAAAAAAAAGAUAUAAAUAUAUAUCUUACUUUUAACCCGUGAAAAAAAAUUCGUGCCUAAUUUUGUCAAUUGUUAUUACAAUCAUAUUUCCAAUUUUAUCGAAAUGAGCUCUGCGUGUAACGUGAAGUAUAGAAAUCAUUACACUGGUUAAUUUUUUAUAUUUAAUCUUUAUAUUUACAAAAUGAGAUGAAAGUUACUCUUGGUGUAUAUACAAAUUACACUUUUAUAAAUUGAGUUUUUCCAUGAAUUUUUAUUUUACCUCAGAUAUUUAUAUUUGUGCCUUCUCUUCUAUAUUUCUCGCAUACAAGCUCAAUAUUAAUUGUAAGGAGCAUUUUAUUGAUUCUAUUAUUUCCUUAGAUCCAGAACUGCAGAAUUAUCAACAAAAUGUAUAACACAAUUAUUUAGGCUUACCGGCUGUCGCAAUAUUUCCAUUUACUUGCCGAGUAUUGUAAUUUCAACCGUUUCGUCGCCGUAAGUUUGAAUCGCUGUAAUACAAAGUUUUUCAGAUAACACCGGGCAAAAAUACGAAUUACGUCAGUCGGUCAAUAUUAUUCGCAAACGGUAAGAAAAUCCUCUGUAAAAAAAAAAAACCGACAUUGUUCUUAAAUUACGUUAAGCCACGCCGCAAAUUACGACGGCGUAAUGCAUGACUAAUUUGCAAAGAAGAAAGGAUAGCACGGAAAAAAGUGCCGACACUGUAAUUAAGGCCGUUGCAAUCCUUUCGAUCGUCCCUACACUUUUCCACCUUUCACGACGCAUUCCUUUCGUGCGAUGGGUUUAACCAGCGAAGCUAUAGAAGUCCGAUUUCGAGAUUAAUAUAAAGUAUCAUCCGAAGAAAUUGCAUGAAAAAAAAAUGCAGACCAUUUUAAUUGUAAAUUGUGAAUAUACGACUGUUAUCUGAUUUUUCAAACGUCAACGAAUUUAUAUACAAAAUUAGAAUGACAAUAAUCGUCUUAUGCGGUAGUUGUUUUAAUAAUAAUAAUGAUGAUGAUAAUAUAUAAUAAUAAUAUCUUUAUAUAUUAAUUUAAAACUUUAAAUCAAUCACGCAACUACAAAAAGCGUGAAGAAAAGUAAUAUAUUCAUACCGUAGAAUAUUCAAUUUAAUACUCAUUUUUCUCACGCGGCAUCGUCGCUGCAUGUACUUACAAGUAAGUUGUUAAGUUUGCGUAAUCCGAUGAGCAUAGCUUAAAAUCACGGGAGAUCGUCGCGUCGUGUGUCGCAAGAUUCGCGAAUACCGAAUGGAUAUACCGAGAUCGUCUCAAAGGGGGUUUGCGACCCGUGAGAAGGAAGAAGAAAAAAUUAAUGAGAGAAGGAAAAGUUCGGGAGAAUGCGGGACGAUUCGCUUCGGCAGAGAAAAAAAAACCGUCGCUGAUGGGCGACCGUUCGAUUUUACGACCUAGAAAGUGAAUUUCAGCGCUCGGGCAACUCGAGCGCCUUCGAGCGUAAUCCGCGAAUCGCGGAAUCGUCGGGCCCAAUGAUCCGCUGAGGAAGCCGGACAAUAAAAUAGCGUUUAGAAAUCGACCAAUGGGCGGAUCUCCGUGCACCGGAUCGGUCUCGUUGCCGACUGGCAGUGCGUUGGGAAAUUGGAAGAGCUCGGAAAGUUCGUCGCACUUCGCGCAGCACCUUGGAUCAUUAAGUUUUCAAUCCGGGGAAGCCGGUGACGUGUCGCGGAGAUAUGCCGGGAAUUAUCACCACGAAACGAGACGCGAAUCAUUAGAGCAAUAUUUCGCAAUCCUUUUUCAACGUUGAAAUCUCCGAUACACAAACCGCUAAAUGCGAUUUACACUGAUCGAAUAAAAAUAUAGUUAAAGUUUACUUUGAAAAUUAUACAAAGUUCUGCAAAAAAAAUUCUCUGAUUUUGGAAUGAGUAGUUAAGUAUUUUGGAUACUAAAAACGAAUGUGAUUUAUAAUCCAAUUUAUAUAUCAAGUCAAAACAAGAAUAAUAAGUUGUAAAUGUAUUUUUUACAAUAAGUUUUUUGCAUUUUUUAAAUUAAAUUGAUGAUUAAUUUAAUUUAAAAGAUUAUUCUUAGAGCUUUAGUUUGCUAAAUCAUAGUAGCUUAAUUUGUUAAAUUAUAGUAGCUUAAUUUGCUAGUAAUAAAAGUAAAAUACUUUUAUGAUAACUAUCUAAAUAUUGAUAUUAAUAACACAAUGAACAAAGGUUCAAAGUUCAAUGUUUAACACGCUUGAUCUUAAAUUUUACCGACGCUGCCUUCUUUUACCAAAAUAUCGGAGGACGCAAAUAUGCAAAUAUAAUAAAAUUAAAAUAAAAGCAAUAGAAUAAACGAUUCUUCAAAAUAAAGAUUUCUUGGAAUUUGUAAGAGCAGAAGUUAUAAUACAAAAUUUUAUUACAAAAUUUUCGCUCUUUUAUAAACUAUAUAUCUUAUUAUUCUCGAAAUCCUGACGUGAUAAAUUUGGGGAUCAGACUCGUUUUCUAAAAAUCUACGCCCAAUUCUUUUUCAAGGGUAGAAAAAUUUUUUUUAUUGUAGACUUGUUAUCAAAGCUAUAAUUAUGCCUACUUUCUAAUUGAAAUUCCGCGGAACUGUCCGAUAGCAAAACGUCGCUGCUCCGAAGAGGCGGAAGAGAACUGUAAGGUUUUACAGUUCCUCGUCUCUAAAGCCAAUUCGUGCCGGGAGAAGAAAUCGGUACCCGCAGUCAUUAAUAAGUAAUUAUCACGCCGACAGAGAGAAAGAGAGAGACACAAUUAUUAUAGCGACUCGAUCCUGUCCGGAUCUAAAUCGCGAAACUUAACGAACACCACGAUACUUAUACGCGCACGGUUUAAGAGCGUAAUCGGUACACUGGAUCACGCGCGGUCUUUGAAUUACCUAAUCCCGUCGCUCGGGAAUUAAAUAAGAGCGCACAAGUGACAAUUUAUCGAUGUUAAUUUCCGCGCGUUAUCGUUUUCCUUAUUACGUAUUUAAGCGCUUCAGCACUCGAAGAAAUUAACGGGAAAAUAUAAUAUCCGUGUAAUAUCUGAUCUCGCGAAAAUCGCAUUAACGUGGAUUGCUGCCGACACAUCUCGUUAGGUGGCUUUUUUUUUUUUUUAUUCGAUCGGCAAAUGACAGCGGGAUGUAACGAGGCAGGGUUCUGCUCCGCUUGUUUCCGUAAUGUUUCUCUUUUUUUUUUUUUUACGUACCUGACGCAUCGGGAAACGAUAUCCGCCGAUAUGCAGCGUGUUUCGCGGGGCGGUCGGGGCGCAAAAAACUCGCGGCGGCGAACGGGUAUCAUUCCGGCCGGCACUUUUCUGGCGAACGAUGCGAAACCUGCCGAGAGGUUCUCAUCGAACCGCGGAAAUGUCUAGUCGGGUAAAGAAAGGACCCGAUCUGAAAUCGACGUGGCGCGCGGCGCGGCGUAGAAAAGCCGCGUGCUUCCUGCCGGCGAUGAUCGGCAAGAAGAAGAGAGGCGAGUAAACGAGCCGGAGCGCCUGGCAAAUCCCCACCGCGGGCAAUCCCACGCGGACGAUGAUGAUGAUGAUGAUAUAUCCCCUCGUUUCCUGCGGACGGUCGCUGAAGACCGUACCCUGGGUGAAACGAUGCAAUCGUUUUUCCGUUCGUCGUCGAGUCAGGUGCAAAUUUAUAGGCACUUUCUAGCGAGCGCGUUCGCUCGGUGAUACGCAGAUAUAUGAUGCGGAUUCCUCCAGGAGGAUCCUCCGUCGAUCCUCGGGAUCUCACUUUAACCCAGGAUCAAUUCCUAGUAGCAAGAGCGUAACGCGCGUGAGGUCAAAGGCAUAAUGCAGGCGCAAAGGGGGGAAAACUGUGUAUGACUGUCUGUCCGUUUUGCGUAUGCGCAAGAUAGAUUUAUAUGCGAGAGCUUCGCGCUGAGGGCAGAUCUUAAGGACCUCACGUGUCCGCGGUAUCUUUCACGUAGAGAGAAAAUGCGAGAUCUUGUGUGCGUGAAUACACGUUAUGCCCCGUGAAUGUGUCGGGAGUUCACGCGUACGUAUAUUAUCGUAGUGUGCGCGAAGAUUUUCGCAUGGACGAUUGUGGAAGAUUGAACGUGCAAUCUCCGCUAAAUCAUAUUGCUAAAUUAGAAGGCUCGCGGCUCAAGUAGCGGAUGGUUAUAUUCUGUUUUAGAGACGUCAUUGCAUGACGCACCUCCAUUAAAACUGUCUAUUUCUAUUCUAUUAUCUCUGCAAGUUCCUUUUUUCUCUAACUGAAAAAGGCUUGUUUACUUUUUAUAAGUAAUAUUCUGUAUCUUCUUUUCUUCCUUCCUCUCUUAAAUUAAAUCUAAAGUGAAGAAAAAGACAUCUUAAAUAUUCUGCCGAGUUAAAAAUCAGGUCUUACUGUAUAAUCUAAGUCUACAUCUGCGCGAAUACUGGAACUACUAAAUUUAAAUUAUAAUUAACAAUUAAGCGAUGAAGAAGACCGUCAUUUUUUUGGUCGAAAUGAAUCUUGGUACUUAUUAAUAUUUUUGUGUAAAUUUAGACCAUUUUUACUGUGUUUUAAGAUGCUUGUUAGCAUGAAAGUAUUAUUAAAUUGGUUGUCAACUAAUUUGUAAGAUUAUAUACUCAAACUUUACUUUAGAACUAUGUUUCAAAAUCGACAAAUAAUUAUCAUACAAUAUAAACUAGAAAUUAAAAAAAACACCAAAUUUUAUUACAGGUAUCAAAAUCUGUUUGUGUUUUAUAUUUUUAUUGCAAUGAUUAUAUAAAUAACUCAAUUUAUUAAUUUAUGUAUUUUCGUUUUUCUUUUUCUUUUAAAGAUACAUCUUUUUGACAAAAAAGUUACACACACAGGUCCGAAACCUCUGUGUGUAUUAAAUGGAUACUAAAUAUUAAAUACAUAUUUGUAUUAAAAAUUGGUAGUCUCGGUAUUUCUCACUACAUAGUUUUUCUUUACUAAUUUUAUGACAAUUUUUGGUGAGAAUCGUUUAAGUGCCGUUCACAUUUUUUUUUAUAUUUCGAUUAUUAUAGUAAAAUAUAAAAUUGACCAGGAAAUAUUUUGAUUGCUCCGCCGUUAGAAUAAUUCCACGCGACACGCGAUAUCACUAUUAUAUGCGCGCGCUCGGUUUCCUCUACGAGUUCUAUGGCACGCAGUUGAAAAUCCCGACCGGCGGGUCUUAAAAACGGAUUAAUCGCUUCCCGGCUCCUCGGGCGCGAGUUUACUGCGCUUUCUAGAUCGUGCCGACACCAUCGAGGCGGAAAACAAACAGCACGUCAGUUUCGUGACUGAAAGUGUUAUCUCGAACGACUCCGAUUAAUUGCGAGAGACUCGCGUCUACGCGCGUAGCCGCGCGAUGCCAAUAUAAUAUAUCGUUUGUCCGGGUUGUUUCAUCGAUUCGUUCCAAGAAUCAGCCGUCAUUAUAAAGAUAAGAAAGCCACAUGACACGGAAAUCGUCGCAAAUUCCUUAUGAAAAUGUAAUACUGGGCAGUAAUUAAUACUUGUUUCAAGUAUAAAAUUACUGUCAGUACUUUUAAUACUCAAAAUAAAUAAUUAUUGGCCAAUUUAAUACUGUAAUACCAAUAUUGCAUUUUUAUAAGGAAUGUGUGAAUACCGAAUGGUCUUGAUCCCAAAUUUAUAAUCUUACAUAAUUUUAAUCCUUGAAUCAUACAAAAAGGAUCUGUACAAUUUAAAAGCGAUGAUAAAAACGGUUUUUGGCGCCUUCUGUACAUAUAUUCCUCUUUAAUUCUCUUUUUUCAUUACUUUUACAAGUAUAAAAAAUCCUUCGACUCUUAUUACAUAUACUUUAACAUCUCUAGAAAAUAAUUGAAUGAUUACUUGUUACACUGCAAAGAAGUGUUAAUUUGACUAAAUUUGUCAACUUAUUUAAAUUUUUUUUAAAUUCCAGUAUUUAUUCAUUUAACUUAAAUACAUAAAAAAACUUGAGCUUUAAUUUAUAUAUUUAUAUAUUCGACUGAAAUACAUAGAUACUUCAAUUAAAGAAAUUUAAAGAGUUAAAAAAUGUAGUCAAAUUAACAUUUUUUGCAGAAUAUAGAAAAAACCGUAUUUAAACAAUAUAACUACUAAUUAUAAUCUUAAUUUCAUAAUAAAAAAAAAUUUGCAAAACAAAAAAUAUCAAGUCGUGUAUACAGAGUUAACAUAAUUGAUGCACUGAACGUUACUUCUGCAAGAUCAUCGGUGGCUUUCGCUUACCUUUUAUCGCAAUUCAACGGUCGCCGUUGUAAAUCGCUUUAGAUCAACUUAAAGACGUUAUUAUCGCAAACUCCGCCCGAUUACGACUGCAAUCUCGACUCGGCGAACGAGCCGUCGCGUGGGGCACUUCGCUGCGCCGUGAAACGAUUUAAUCGUCGCUUCCGGUACGAUAUUGGGUGCAAAUUUAUUGGCGCUUUCUAAGCGGCGCGGCGUGGAGGUGGCGCGCGUAAAUCCGACCUUGAUUAACCCGAUCGGCGAUUCGUAACGAGGAGAGCUCGGGGACGAUGACGACGUGAGCUACAACGGCGCGGGCGGUGCCGUAGCUCAAGGUGCAUCUCGCGCAUCUGUUGGAUGCGCUCUUUUUUUCUUUUUCCGGGCGCUGCACCCUUCAUUUCGCGUCCGCGCGCGGUCACGGGCGAAAAACGAUCCGCGCUUUCUAUACAACGCGCGGAUGCAAACGCGCGGAAAGAUCCCGGAGUGCGAUAGGACCUACAAUGACUCGUAAACCGCAACAUUUUAAUGGCUCGCUUCCCCGAAGCGAUCCACUUUUGCGCGGCGCGGCGCGGCGGCUCGCCAGGGAGGGAGGAUCUAAUAAAUAUCUACCGCGGAUUAUUAUUCGAAUCGCCGCGCCGGCCGGAUCAAAAUUAUUGCGCUUUCUAAACGAUAAUAUCUGAUACGCAAAGCGGGUGCUUUCGAGACAGAAGCAAUCUUGCGGAUAGAUCCCGUUUCGCUAUAUGGUAUAUAAAGGUCGGAGAACCUGUAUCGUAACGUCAAUAUUGAAUUUUUGGAACCAAAUUUAUCGAAAAUAAAACAUUUUUAAUUCCAAAUUCUGGAGCCCAAAGAAAAGUAUUUUUUUUUUCCACAAGAAAAUAUAUGGAACGCUAUAUGUACGUGAAAAAUUUUAUUAUAGUUCUAUAAACACUUGCUAAUCAAUUUUCUAAGCUAAUUUCUUUUUCGCGUCUGUUUCAACACACAAUUAGAUGUAAUUUAAAUAAAAAAUUCUUCAACAAUCGACAUCUUUUACUUUCCUCUUCUCUCUGUUUAUUCUGUUUCUUUCUAUUUUCUUUUUCUAACAAUGACUAUCUGAAUUUAAUAUUCUCAGUCUAUCUUUUGGUGUAUACUUGCCACGAUUGUGUUUUUUUCUUUUAUUCAUUAACUUAUGCCGAAUAUAUCUUCUCGCAGGUAUUAAAUAUCUUUAAGUUUUCAAAAGGCCAAUAAUAUUGCUUAUGCACAGCUUUCAAUAUUACGCUUUCUCAAGUUUCCAUUCACCUUCGUAUUGUCAUCUUCUCUUUUGCCGAUUCGCCCUCCCGCCGUCGAAUUCCUCAUUUUACUCUUAUUACUGGUGUUUCGUAACGCGGCCUUGCGAACGCCCGGUGACUAAGCUCGUACAAUGCAGAUCUCGGAUGAAGCCCUGGCGCGCGCGCGCGCGCGAGCGCGGGCCCUGUUUCUCUCCUUCACACGCGUACGAUCGCAGCCGAUGGCCUCGGACCUCUCUUGCGUUACACUUUUGCCACGCCCCGAUCGAACGGGUAAGCUCAUCUCGCGAAAGUGAAACGCAAUAAAGGAGCCACGCCGAGCGAGAGUCCGCGCGAAGGCGGAAGAGAGAAAGAAAAGGGGGCUCUCGACGGGUGAGGGAGAGAGAGAGAGAGAGAGAGAGAGAGAGAAACAGGGUGAGAGAGAGGAAGAGAGAAAGAGAGACGUGAGAUCCUAUCGAUCAGAACCUCGAAGCCUGGAAAUCGGUUUUCUCGCAGCAUCCCGCAGUCAUCGACGCGCAAAGAGAUACUCUUGCAAUCUUGAGUAUUCUUUUAAAUUACGCACCUCUGACAAAUACAACGACUUACAAGCGAUAAUAAUUUAACAUAAGUAUAAUAAUUUAGCUAUAAAUCGUGCAUCCUAUACCGCGAGUCACGAUGAAAGAAUUUGUGAUAAGAAAGUGCUGAUGAGGUUUCUUAGGAGUCUUUCAAUGAUCAACCCAUUCGAGAGUUGGUAUAUACUUAACGUUACUUUUUAACCGUGGACGAAAGUUUAUACGUAUUCCGGAUGUGACUAUUAAUUUUAAACACACACACAUCCCGACAUCUCAGAACAAGUCGAUAUUUUACACACGUUGUUUUUCGGUAUCUUCUCUAAGUUUGUUGAUGGGGGCAGGGGUCACGACAUAUCUAAAUUGAUCUAAAUUAACUUUUAUUAGUCUUUUAUAAGUAAUAAAAGUAUUUAAAAAAUAUAAAGCAUUUUCGAUGAUUUUCUUACAUAUACUUUAAUAUCUUAAGAAAAUUUGUAUGGUUGUUCAUUUAACCAAAAUUAUCAGAUAGUUUUGUUUAAAGUGGGACUGUUACUUUUGAUAACUUUGAAUAUAUAAAGCUUGAAAGAAUUCGAAUAUCUUCAAAGUUAACUUCGAACUUUGCAGUUUGAAACUUUAAAGAAUUUAAAGCUUCGAAGCGUUAAACUUCAAAUUUCAAAGUUAACUUCAAAGAUUCGAAACUUAAAAUAUUCGAAGUUGUCAAGCUUUAAAGUUUAAAAUUUACUUCAAAGAUACGAAACUUCGAAAUUCCAAGUUAACUUUGAAGGUUUGAAGCUUCGAACAAUUGAAAUUAUCGUAAGUAACAGCUCCAGUUCAAAGGCAACGCGUAUACGUGAAGAUUGCACGGAAGAUACAAUUCGUACAAUUUUCACAAUUUAAUCGAGGGCUAUCUCGAGCGGUUCUCGAGCUCUCGCAUCUUUUACAUCGUCGUCGCGUCUACUCGACUAAAUUGCGUCAGAUUCCCGCGGUGCGAGACACGCCUCGCACUCCUCUCGAUCUCAUCUCGAGGCUUCUCGUUCCAGUUCGCGUGCGUGAUUUCACCGGUCACUCGCGUCCACUUGCGACAUUCUCGGCCAUCCGAUCUCCGCCGAAUUGCGACAGCCGGCAAGCAGAAAUAAAGGAAAGAGAAGAAAGAAAGAAAAAAAAGGGAAGUGUAUAACACAGAGGGGAAGUGCGCUUAGGUCGCCGUCGGAGAAAACUGUAAAACGUUUGUUCGAGCGUGCUCGAGCUGCGAUGCUCCUCGGCACGCGAGCCUUAUGUUACCUUUCAGUCGCGAAUCAUAAAUUCCGACGACUACAACGUAUAAGUACGUAUCGUAACAACGAACAUUAAUGAUAAGGAUACGUAGCGUGCGUACGGCACUGUGCCUGUGCAAACGUUUUUUUUUUUUCCACGUAAACGCGAGCGAUGUAUACGUACAUCUAGCUGUUAGAAUUCGAGGCUCAAUCUUACAAUUAGUUAGACAAAGCCGUAAGAAUUACGCUGCGAUGAGCAAUGUGCAACGAGCGUUUAACGGAAACCCCGAAAAACCUUUUUGCGCAAGAUUAGAUCUUUUGGACCACGAUCGCGUACCAUUAUUAUCAAUACGCGUACCACAUUGUCACGUUUCCAUUGCGCAAUUUCAUGAAGGAUUUCACUCACGUUCGACACAACGCGUUCAGAUGUUAUCUCAACAGCGAACGGUUUUCGAGAAGUGACGUUCGAAUGCAAGUAUGAGAAAGGCAACUUCGCGAGAAUACGUGGGCCAAAAUCAGUCUAAUCUCGCAGCUGUGCGUACGCCGUCACGACGACGUAACAUCUCACUUUGAUUUAAUUUAAGUCCGGCUUAGAUUUUUAUUUUAGUUACGAUUUAAGUCCGGCCUACAGCCACCCAUGGGCCCCUGAAACUGCGAUCUCGAUUGUCGCUACGUCGAAUUCUAAUGGAACCGUCGAUCCGAUUCGCACGAGUAUUCGUACAUACUAUCAUCCUGUAAUUAUAUAUAGUCAACCGCGCGCGAUAUGCAUUAGGAGAGCUGUAAAGAAUUAUCUCUAAUUUUUAUAUGAGGUAUAUAGACACAAAGUAAAUAUAUAUAUAUACACAUAGAUAUAUAUAUAUGUGAAUAUAUAGAUAAUAUAUACAUAUAUAAAUAUAAAUUGUACCACCACGAUUGUGAUUUGACCGAGGUUACCGUGUUAUACGUACUUUUACUAUUAGCCACGGAAACGGCGCCGUGUGCCGAGAAAGCUAUAAAGCGCUCGUUACCUUUAGAACAAGUAGUAUUUAAGGACACAUAAAUUACACGCAUACACAAGUACACAUACACAAGCCCCCCCAAGUUUUUAAGCUCAGUUCAAUCCUACAGAUUCUUCUUUUAUCUAUAGUCAAAUGUUGAAAAGUAUGGAAAAGGCGCGAAGCGCUUCAACCGGACGAGCGAUCGUAGUAUUGUUUUAUUUUGUCGCAAAGAAGAUAUGUUUUCUUUUUUAAUAAACUGUUUGUAUGUUGCGUGAAAAAUGAACGAUACCUCCACCGAAGUGCAUUUCUGUGGUUUGUUCCUGUGUAGCUAAAAAUUUAUUAUAAAAGUAAAAUAGAAAAUGUUUGUUUCAAAAUUAAAAUUCUUCAAAAUAGCUUUAAUUAUAAAUAUUUUAAUUAUCCUUAUUUUAAUUAAAAUCUUAAGAGCUCAAUGUAGUGUUUUCUUAUGUAUUUUGAGAAAUUACUAUUUAUAUUCAACUAUUAUAAUUAAAAUCUCUAUUGAGAGGCAAAUUAUGUGUGUAAUUCCAGAUCGCACUUGUUUGCUGAUUAAAAUCAUUUUCUGGAAUGAUCCAUUGAAUUGUAAAAAUCCUCUUAUGGUGCGAGGACGUAGUUGGCUCAUUGUACGGGAUGAUCGAGUAAAGAUGACGCCCGUGAACGAUCCUAUAAUUGUUCGUCACUCCUAUUUUCCAUAUGACAUUUAUAGUUACGUAGUCACGCCUUUGUGUGUGCAGCACGAUGAUGACUGUAUAUAUGUCAAUAUGUAAUAUUUGAUGCAAAAAAUAUAUAUAUAAUGAUUCAAUACAUAUAUAAAAAACUUC
This is a messenger RNA of Monomorium pharaonis (pharaoh ant), 16321 nucleotides long. RefSeq names its product transcription factor hamlet. Gene Ontology annotation, cellular component: nucleus. Bases 3022 to 4389 code for a protein of 455 amino acids. Gene Ontology annotation, biological process: regulation of gene expression. The transcript is spliced from 2 exons. Lineage: Eukaryota; Metazoa; Arthropoda; Insecta; Hymenoptera; Formicidae. The record is from RefSeq and is a predicted model, not a curated record.